UUGGCUCUUUCUUGAAAAUCAACCCAUCAAGGUGAAUGAGUCAUAGGUGUGUCAAAUCUAUGCAACCUAAACGAAAUCAUAACAAACGACAUGAACCACACAAGUGGGUAUGUUCAGUUGCAUUUGAAUAUCAACAUGUUGUGUUUGGAUUGGAGGCAAAUACAUAUAUAUCUGAAUAGAUACAAGACAAGGAUUCAUGGCUAAAAAUAACAACAAAUAAAUUAUAAGGAGAUGUGAAAUUAAAGACACUGAGGAAGCUUUGCUUCUGUCCAUAGAAACCAGUUGCAGCUCAUUCUCUGUUCAAGGACAGGAAUGAUAAUAAUUUCUGAUCACCCACAUGGCAGAAAGAUAUAGAUUACGACACACCUAUGCUCCAUCUCGACAAAUAUACGCAAACAUGCCAGCCUUGCGAAUAGUCUUUCACAACUACCUAUCACAUGGUUUUGCUUCUCAUGCUUCCCCACACUGUGGGAACUACAUGAAAUGGGUUGUCUGGCCUUGUGAAUAUAUAUUCAACUUACUCUCUUUCCCAUCUACCCAUCACAAGAUUUUCUUUCAAUAUUCUAUAAUCUACAGCAGUCUUCCUGUAUUUCUUCGUUUGAAAUUUUUCCCUUGCAUAGUUUAACAAGAUGAUCAGUGCCAAGAAGCUACUGAAAUUGGCAAGAAAAUGGCAAAAGCUGGCUGCUAUCAAGCGAAAAAGAAUUACAUUGUCUCAAACCACUACAAGUAUUGAUUCAAACAGUUGUAGUACAUCACUGAUGGCAGAAAAAGGCCAUUUUGCAGUGUACUCUACAGAUCAAAAACGUUUUCUUCUUCCUUUAGAAUAUCUUAAUAAUGAAAUUAUCAGAGAGCUAUUCAACAUGGCAGAGGAAGAGUUUGGAUUGUCAAGCAACGGGCCUCUCACGCUACCAUGUGACGCAGAGCUUAUGGAAUAUGCAAUUGCUUUAAUCAAAAAGCAGGUUACUAGAGAUGUGGAGACUGCUUUCUUGAUGUCCAUAUCCAGCAGUUGUUCUUCACUGUCUUUCUCUCUCCAAGAUCCUGUAACAAGCCUUCAAUUGCCAAUUUGCAGUUUUUGAAGUGUUAUAGUUAGUAGAUCUGUAAACAAGCCAUACAAGUGUACAUUUAUACAAUUUACUGUUAGCCUCAAAAAUCUUUUUCAUACU
Jatropha curcas is the source of this 1163-nucleotide messenger RNA. Lineage: Eukaryota; Viridiplantae; Streptophyta; Magnoliopsida; Malpighiales; Euphorbiaceae. The record is from RefSeq and is a predicted model, not a curated record.